Molecule: messenger RNA, 2607 nt
Organism: Physella acuta
Lineage: Eukaryota; Metazoa; Mollusca; Gastropoda; Physidae
Product: sodium- and chloride-dependent neutral and basic amino acid transporter B(0+)-like
Biological process (GO): sodium ion transmembrane transport; nitrogen compound transport; amino acid import across plasma membrane
Cellular component (GO): plasma membrane
Molecular function (GO): amino acid:sodium symporter activity; L-amino acid transmembrane transporter activity
Source: RefSeq, a predicted model, not a curated record
ACGAGAGUCUCCUCGUAUAGAGCAACUAGUUGACGUGAGGGUUGCCUCGCUAAAACCUAACAAAAAAAUUGUGCGAUCAAGUCUUAUUUUCACAACUAUUGUCGGGCCUGGAGGUUCUGUUAGCAGACGAUGUCUGUGGUUCUGAAGAAAGUUCAACCGCUGGAUCGGGAUUCACCACCCGAGUACUUUGAGAACGGAUACCACCCCAAUGGCGGCCAUGUAACAGAAACUAGUGCAGGAUAUAAAGGCAACGGCUACACACCCAGCGAUGGGGCGGACUCGGAGGUACAGUCCUCCCAGGGGACAGAGGCCGAGGAUGAGAGGGGUCAGUGGGGGAACAAGGCCGAGUUUGUCCUGUCCUGCAUCGGGCUGUCUGUUGGUCUGGGCAACGUGUGGAGGUUCCCGUACCUGGCAUAUCAGAAUGGGGGAGCCGCCUUCCUGAUCGCCUACAUCAUCCUACAACUUCUGAUCGGCAAACCCAUGUACUUCAUGGAGCUGGUGAUGGGACAGUACUCGGGCAGGGGGCCCACCAAAGUCUGGGAGAUGAACCCUUGUGCUAAAGGUGUCGGUAUAUCCAUGUGUCUGAUUUCGCUUGUCGUCGCCAUCUACUACAACAUCAUCAUGGCCUACACGUUGUAUUUUUUCUUCGCAUCAAUGCAGGAGACGCUGCCCUGGUCAGUCUGUACUGAGCAAUGGAUCCAGGACUACAACUGUGUAUCAAAGCUUGGCCCGCCCCUACAAAACUGUACAAUGAACGCUACACUGAACGGACUACUUGGCAACUGCCUGUGUACCGGUACUACAGACCAGAGCGUGUUGCCUGGCAACAUGACGUGUACCACGCCCACUUCCGGUCCCUCCAAGUCUCCGGCGCAACUUUAUUUUUAUAAAGAAGUUAUCCAGAAAUCCGCGGGCGUGGAGCCAGAGAACAUGGGAGCGCCGCUCUGGAAACUGACCCUGUGUCUCAUCCUGUCGUGGGUCGUGGUCGUCUUCUGUUUGAUCAAAGGCAUCAAAAGUUCUGGAAAGGUGGUCUACUUCACCGCCACCUUCCCCUACGUCAUCCUCCUCAUCCUCCUGGUCCGUGGUGCUCUGCUGGAUGGUGCUAAAGAUGGUGUGGAUUUUUUCAUCAUCCCAGACUGGGAGAAGCUCAAGGACAUUCAGGUAUGGGUGGCCGCUGCUGGUCAGAUGUUCUUCUCCCUGAGUGUAUCGUUUGGUGGUAUUAUCAUGUUUGGUAGCUACAACAAGUUCAACAACAUGGUCUACUAUGACUCUCUGUUGAUAAGUUUCAUGGAUCUCAUCACCAGUGUCAUAGCCGGCUUUGUCGUCUUCACGACAUUUGGCGGCAUGGCAAAAAUUGUCGGCAAAAAGGUUUCAGAAGUCGCCGAUGGAGGCUACGGGAUGGCGUUUGUUGUCUACCCUGAAGCCUUGUCCAACCUACCCCCCUCACAGCUGUGGUCCAUUCUGUUCUUCUUCAUGCUCUUUACUCUGGGGCUUGACUCAGAGUUCGGUCUGAUGGAGACUGUGCUGACGUGCAUCCAAGACGAGUUCCCUAAGACCAGACGAUACAAAAGUGCCAUCUGUGUUGGACUGGCCAUCGCCUGCUUCUUCCUGGCUCUACCCUGCACUUGUCCGGGAGGCGACUACGUGGUGUCUAUGAUGGACCACUACGGUGCCGACUUCUCCGUUCUCUUCGUCUCUUGUAUUGAAGUCGUCUCCGUCAUGUGGGUCUACGGUGUGAUGAGGUUUUUAAACGAUAUAAAAUACAUGUUGGGUGCACGACCCCAUGGUUGGCCAUAUUGGGUGUUUUGUUGGGCUGUGUCCGCUCCUCUUCUUAUAGCAGCCAUGUUCAUGUAUCGUAUGGUCCGCUACAAGCCACCGACGUACGACAACGGCGACCCUAUCCCAAUGUUCGCCCAGUCUAUAGGCUGGACACUGUUGAGUGUCGUCCUGUGCCCCAUCCCCCUCUGGUUCCUGUGGAAGUCCUUCACCUCAUGGAGGGACCCAGCAGUCACAUCUUUCAGUAAGUGGAGGAAAAGCAUGUUCGAGCCAACAACAGAAUGGGCGCCCAACGACAAAAAAGCCAUCUACCGCCCUGACGACCCCACUAAAGACGUCAUCAAAAUGGAAGCAGGCGUUGAGAACCCCGUGCCAGUUACAGACGACUACGCUGAAUAUAAAACGACCUCCUUUCCCAGUUAAGCCAAUCUUGGAAUCCCUGAGACCUGCUUCACAAAAUUCCCCCACAGCUGUUCAUUCAACAAACCCGACCACUGAGGUGAUUUCGUCUAAAUGACGUCUCGUCUUACUAAAGAGUUAGUUGUACAGAAGCUGCUAACGCCAGUGGUUCAACUUAAUGUAAAUAUGACUCGAUUGUUCAGAGUUUAUACAUGAUCUGAAGUAUUGUUGCGUGCAAUUCUGCUGGUAUUUGUAUAUAUGUUGUAUAUGCACCGAAUUUAAAAGUAUUGAGAUAAAUUUUUGUCACCAAAAUUAUGUGUAUUAUAAUCUCACUCACCAAUAUGAAAACAGUGAUUAUUAGCCACAAUGAGAUCGAGCUUACAAUAUACAUAGCAACAUUUCUGAACAGGAUCAGGAUAAGCCCGCUUAAUU